UCCACUUCCCAAAUGAACCCUGUGCUCACUCUCCAAACGCAGCCCCCGUUUUCUCUCUCUCUGUCUCUCUCUCUCUCUCAACCAGAGAUGGCAGCAGCUUCAGCAUCAGCAUCGAUAGCUGUGAACGGAGCAAAAAUGGCGACAAGUUCGCAGGCGUAUAUAGAAAGCAAUCCGGUGAGAGAAACAAAGGCCUUGAUAUCAGAGCUCUGUCGUCAAUUCUACAAUCUGGGUUGGGUCUCCGGGACUGGUGGUAGCAUCACAAUUAAGGUCCACGACGAUUCCAUCCCCAAACCCCACCAACUCAUCGUCAUGUCCCCUUCCGGUGUGCAAAAGGAAAGAAUGGUUCCAGAGGACAUGUACGUGCUAUCUCCAAGUGGGUCUACACUGUCUUCGCCCUUGUCGAAGCCAUACCCUUAUAAGCCUCCUAAAUGCUCUGAUUGUGCUUCUCUCUUCUUGAAGGCAUACGAUAUGCGUAAUGCUGGUGCUGUUAUUCACAGUCAUGGAAUGGAAUCUUGUCUCGUGACAAUGAUAAAUCCUUUAGCAAAGGAGUUUCGAAUUACUCAUAUGGAAAUGAUAAAAGGAAUUCAAGGGCAUGGCUAUUAUGAUGAGCUUGUUGUCCCAAUAAUAGAAAACACCGCUCAUGAGCGGGAGCUGACAGAUUCUCUUGCUGAAGCUAUUGAAGCUUAUCCAAAAACAACAGCUGUGCUGGUUCGGAACCAUGGCAUAUAUAUAUGGGGGGAUUCUUGGAUCAGUGCUAAAACCCAGGCUGAAUGUUACCACUAUCUCUUUGAUGCUGCUAUUAAACUUCAUCAAUUGGGCCUGGACUGGUCUACCCCUAAUCAUGGUCCCAUUUCCAGAGGAGUUUUAGGUGGUCACCAGAAUGUAGCCAUGUCUGUGAAGGCAGGGUCUCUUGUAUCAAAUAAUGGCAUUGAGCCAUCACGACGUUGCAUUGUUCUGGACAUUGAAGGGACCACUACUCCCAUAUCAUUUGUUACUGAUGUUCUCUUUCCAUAUGCCUGUGACAAUGUGGGGAGGCAUUUAGAUGCAACAUAUGACACUGCAGAGACCAAAGAUGACAUUAACUUGUUACGAUCUCAAGUACAGGAUGACUUAGAACGAGGAAUUGCUGGUGCUGUGCCCAUCCCCUCUGAUGAUGCAGGGAAACAGAAGGUCAUUACAGCUUUGAUUGCCAACGUGGAAGCAAUGAUAAAAGCUGACAGGAAGAUUACUUCCUUAAAACAAUUGCAGGGUCAUAUGUGGAAGACUGGAUUCCAGAAUAAUGAUCUAGAGGGUAUAGUUUUUGAUGAUGUGCCUGAAGCUCUUGAGAAGUGGCAUGCUUGUGGCAUCAAGGUGUACAUAUAUUCCAGUGGUAGCAGAUUGGCACAGAGGCUCUUAUUUGGCUACUCAAAUUAUGGGGACUUAAGAAAAUACUUGUGUGGAUUUUUUGAUACCACAGUGGGGAACAAGAAAGAAACAAGAAGUUACAUUGAAAUCUCAGAAUCAGUGGGCGUAGAUAAGCCAUCACAGAUCUUAUUUGUGACCGAUGUCUAUCAAGAAGCUGUAGCUGCCAAGGCAGCAGGUUUGGAGGUGAUAAUUUCUGUGCGGCUGGGAAAUGGACCUCUACCAGAGAAUCAUGGGUUCAAGACAAUCAAUUCUUUCUCAGAAAUCUAACGCUGGAUGUGUUGUUCCUCUGUAAUCUUGCAGAACAUGACAUAAAUUCAUGAAGAUAAAUAAAAUCUCUUCCUAAUGGAACUUGACAGUGAAUUCAUGUUUUGUUGCAGUCUGUCUCUCUUGGUUUCCUUUGCAGUUAAUGACUUGUCUGAAAGUGUUUAUCCUUGAUAUUGCUCGCAUGAGCUUGUUUACCCGAUUGAAUGCAUGUUCUGUUUACUGGCA
Messenger RNA from Camellia sinensis, 1893 nucleotides. Its product is annotated as putative bifunctional methylthioribulose-1-phosphate dehydratase/enolase-phosphatase E1 1. Gene Ontology annotation, molecular function: magnesium ion binding; acireductone synthase activity. NCBI's taxonomy places the organism in Eukaryota, Viridiplantae, Streptophyta, Magnoliopsida, Ericales, Theaceae. The record is from RefSeq and is a predicted model, not a curated record. Gene Ontology annotation, cellular component: cytoplasm.